CCAGCGAAGCUAACAGGAAAAAUAAAGGAAUAAUUCGUAGGAACGAUUUGGCGCCAAUCUUUAACAUCAUUAAAAUAUAUCUGCUCGGAGACUUACGGGAGUUGACAGCGGCUACCUUUAUAUAUGUGAAAAGGGCGGGAGGUGCUCGCAACAUAAGUUCCUUCAGAUUAAAAUGGCUAAAGGUGAAACUGAACCCUUUUUUGUGAAAUUUAUUAAAUCUGCGGACAAUAGUGAAUUCUUCUUUGAUGCUCAUGAGGCAAUUAAAGUGUUUCAGUCUGACGAAUAUCUUCAGAUAAUUGAAGAAAGAGAGGCCCUGACUUUAAAAGAAAAGGACAAAUCUCUCUACAUCUGUGAUCCUUUUGUUGGUGCUGCUUUUAAUCAUCUCAAAAAGCUUGGCUGCAGAAUAGUGGGGCCGCAGGUUGUUAUAUACUGCAUGCAGCAACAAAAAUGUGUUCCUCGAGCUGAACACCCUGUCUUCAACAUGACCAUGUCUGAUGUGACAAUUUCAUGCACUAGUCUGGAUAAAGAAACCAGGGAAGAAGUUCAUCAUUAUGUACAGCUAAUGGGUGGCUGUGUGUAUAGGGAUCUCAAUGUUUCAGUUAGUCACCUUAUUGCUGGUGAGGUGGGCAGUAAGAAGUACUUGGUUGCAGCAAGCCUAAAGAAACCUAUCCUCCUUCCUUCGUGGGUGAAAGCAUUGUGGGAGAACUCAAAGCAAAGGAUAAUUACGUACUUGGAUAUUAAUUUAGAGGAAUAUUUGUGUCCUAUAUUUCGGGGUUGUACUAUCUGCGUGACUGGGUUAAGCAGCCUAGACAGAAAGGAAGUGCAGCGCUUGACAUCCAUCCAUGGUGGACAGUACACAGGACAGCUCAAGAUGAAUGAGUCUACACAUCUUAUUGUACAAGAGGCAAAAGGUCAGAAGUAUGAGUGUGCCAGGAAAUGGAAUGUUCACUGUGUUUCUAUCCAGUGGUUCUUUGACAGUAUUGAGAAGAGCUUCUGUCAGGAUGAGAGCAUUUAUAAGAUGGAGCCUGCCUCUGCAGUGAAGAGUAUGCCUGAAACAUCAACACCGACACGGUGUACCAAUAAACCAGAUAAUCGAACACUUUCAGAUGUUAGUAAUAUUUCCAAUAUAAGCACUAGUUGCAUUAAUGAGUCUGCAUUUAAUUCGGUGAUGAGCACUAAGCUGGAUUCUCCACUUGAUAACCUUGAGAACUUGGAUAUUAGUUCCCUUCACGCACCAGAGGACCUACUAGAUGGUUGCCGGAUAUAUGUCUGUGGCUUUGGAGGCAGAAAACUGGACAAGCUGAGAAGGCUUAUAAACUGUGGAGGAGGGGUUCGAUUUAAUAAACUUACUGGGGAUGUUUCUCACGUCAUUGUUGGAGAAACCGAUGAGGAACUGAAGCAAUUUUUGAAUAAGACUGAUCAUAGACCACAUGUUCUCACAGUUAAAUGGUUAAUAGACAGCUUUUCUAAAGGACAUUUGCAGCCUGAGGAGAUGUAUUCUCACACAAGCUACCAGCCUGCUGAACUACCAGCUCCAGUACAACCUGCCUUUAAUUCAUCUGUUGUAAAGAUGAAUAGCAGUCAGUCCAUCCGUGAGCCUUCAAGUCGUGUUCUGCAACAGCGCACUGAUGAAGACCUCCUGUCUCAAUAUACAGAAAAUGAUUACACUUUGAUUGAUGCUGCAAAUCCAGAAACACGAAACAUUGAAAGCGUGUCCCAUGUGAGCAUGCAGGAAGACAUGCCGUCAUCUGCAAGUCAGAGUGAUGUAUUGGGCACAUCCACCAUCCUUGAAGGAGGCUUUUUCAGUAGGAAACAAUUUUUAAUCAUGGGCUUUGUGGAAGAUGAUGAAGCCUGCAUUAUCGAUAUAAUUAAAAAAAAUGGUGGUAAAGUGUUAUCACCUCACAAGAGAGCCAUCGCAGAUUACGCAGUGGUGCCCUUACUAGGAUGUGAAGUGGAAUCUACAGUUGGUGAAGUUGUAACUAAUGCUUGGCUGGAGAUGUGCAUGGAACAAGAGAUGCUGUUAGAUCCUCAAUCAAAUGCUCUUUUCGCACCAGUGCCUUAUUUGGAAGGUAGCACUCCCUUGCAGGGCUGUGUGCUUUCUGUCAGCCAAUUUAUGGGAGCAGAGAGGGAUUCAUUAGUGUUUCUUGCUGGCGUGCUUGGAGCAAAAGUGCAAGAGUUUUUUGUGCGAAAAGCUAAUCCAAAGAAAGGCAUGUUUGCCAGUACUCACUUAAUUCUUAAAGAUCCUGAGGGUUCAAAAUAUGAAGCAGCCAAGAAGUGGAAUCUGCCUGCAGUCACAGUGGGUUGGCUAUUGCAAUGUGCAAAAACUGGGAAAAAAGUGGAUGAAAACAGAUUUCUUGUUGAUAACUCUGAAGAAGAUAAAGAAGAUAGCUUCGUAAGCCAAACAUAUAAACCUCAAGUAGCAACAAUACCACUGGACACACCAGACCGACCAGGUAAUAGACCAGAAGCCCUAAGGAAAGCAGCAGUUACUCCACUGGAUAUGAACCGUUUCCAGAGCAAAGCAUUUCAGUCUGUGUUAUCGCAGCACAACAAGAAGAUCCCAACCCCUGGUGCAGAAACCAAACAGCUCCAAAAAGAGCCUUCACUUCAUCUUGAUACUCCUUCUAAAUUUCUUUCCAAGGACAAACUCUUCAAGCCCUCUUUUGAUGUGAAGGAUGCUCUUGCUGCUUUAGAAACACCUGGUGGUCCAAACAAAAACAGUAAGAAGCAGAGUACUCCCCUGUCUGAAGUUAUUGGAAGAAAUCUGAAACUGGCACUUGCUAACAGUACACGUCAAACAGCUGCUCUCAGUGCCAGCCCACAGCUAAAAACAACUGAGCAAAACGUAGAAGAAGAAGAAGAACACGGCAUAUUAAAAGAUGUGGUCAUUUGUGUCAGUAAAAAGCUGAGCAGAAAGCAAGGAGAGUUAAAUGGUAUGGCAGCUUCACUUGGAGGAGAAUACAGAUGGUGCUUUGAUGAAAGUGUGACCCACUUCAUUUAUCAAGGGCGACAAAACGACACCAGUCGGGAAUUCAGAUCUGUAAAGGAAAGAAAUGGCAUCCAUAUAGUUUCUGAGCAUUGGCUUCUAGCUUGUGCAGAAGAACAGAAGCGAGUGUCUGAAUCUCUAUACCCUCACACUUAUAAUCCAAAAAUGAGCCUGGAUAUUAGUGCUGUACAGGAUGGUCAACAUUCUAGCAGUAAAGUUUCGUCGUGCACAACACCCAGACAAAAUGAGAAUAACAGAGUUUGGCAAGAAGAGGAUAAUGAACUGGGUGAAGCUACCGAGAGUAAAAAAGCUGAUGAUUCUGCAGAAGCACUUAAUGUACCAAGUGAAGUUAAAGGAGCACUUACGCAGACUUUAGAGAUGAGAGAGAAUUUCCAGAAACAGCUGCAGGAGCUUAUGUCUGCAACGUCAUUGGUAAAGCCACAAGGAAAUAGAAGUUCUUUGGGCAGACCUGGGUUUGAGAAUUCGCCUUCUACCCCAGAAAAUUCUCGAAGUACAAGAAAUGGCAGAAGCAGGGUGUUGGAAGCAUUAAGACAAUCUCGGCAGCCAAUAACAGACCUCAACACAGAACCGUCACAAAAUGAACAAAUCAUUUGGGAUGACCCGACUGCACGAGAGGAAAGGGCUAGACUUGCAAGUAAUCUUCAAUGGCCAAAUAGUCAGUCACAAUAUUCAGAACAGCUUCAUCACAACAUGAAUGAACCUGGUGUUGAUCCUACCAAAUUUAAGGAAUCCUUAACGGAUACUGAAAUAGCUGAAUUAGAGGCCUGUGAACUUGAGCAUAUCUCAGUAACUGAAGCUUCUAAACCUCAAAAAGACAUUAUAAAGUCUCCAAUUAAAGAUGAUCAGCUGAUUCCCACACCACAAGCUCCUAGCAUUGCCUUCCCACUUGCCAACCCACCAGUGGCUCCACAACCAAAAGAAAAGACUGAGGACCUCUCUAUGGAAGAAGGGCCCAAGAAGGAGCGCCGUUUCCAGUUGUCGUCUUUGAAUCCUCAAGAACGAAUUGACUACUGUCACCUCAUUGAACAGCUAGGCUUUCAGGAGGAUGACUAUGAGUGGGGAAGCAGCUCUAUUCUGGAUGCUUUGAACAGUAUUAACAAUCAGCAAAAAUUGUUAGCUGUAGCAGCAAUGAGAUGGAGAAAAAAAAUACAAAAAUUGAAGCAAGAAAUGGACAUUUCAGAGGGAGCAUUCAGUGGAUGGAGAGUUAUUUUAAAUGUUGAUCAAACAAGGGCCCCUGGAUUUAAACGUCUUCUUCAGUCAGGAGGAGCAAAGGUUUUUAAUGGUCAUUCUUCUUCACUAUUUAAAGAAGCAACUCACCUGUUUGCAGAUUUCAGUAAACAGAAACCAGACGAUCCUCGAGUGAAUGUGGCAGAGGCUGCAGAGACAGGAGUACUUUGCCUAAAACCAGAAUAUAUUGCAGAUUACCUUAUUAAGGAAUUACCACCUCCUACUACCAACUACUGUCUCCCAGAGGCCCUACCUUAUAUUCAGGGAACGGGAACUUCCCGUAAGAGGAAAAAUUCUGGAAACACAAGUGACGUGAAGAGAUCUCGAUUAUACUGAAUUAAAUAUACAGUUUUAAAGACUUUUUUAUAUGUUCAGUAUUUAUUUAUACACUUUAUGCAAUUUCAGGAAGAGUUGUAAAUAGUAAUCAUCUCAAUAUUUUUGCAUGUGUUGAAACAUUCCAUGUCAGACGUGGUUCAGCAUUACCACUUGCAACUGCAUCUUUAUGACUAGUACACGCUGGCCUUAUCCUAUGUUUCAUAAACAGUGAAAAUUAGCCUGUUUGCAAAUGAAUUCCAGACAUAACCUGACUUUAAUAAUGGUAUCAUCACUGUGAUCUUGUAGCCUAUGGUUACCAUCCAGGAAAAAAAGUAAAGUAGCAUCUAGAGUAAACUCCUGGCCCAUCAAUUUUUUUUUAUUUUUUUUUACUCUUACUUGUCAAUAUCACACUUCAAGUAACAAGAAAGAAAAGUGAUCUGUUUUUCUAUGUUUGUAAUUUUUGUGUAUGUUGCAUAAUAAAUGUAAAGCAAACUAUCUCUUAACUGUAUAUUUUUUAAUGUAAAAAUAAACAUUUUAUUGGAGGA
Molecule: messenger RNA, 5094 nt
Organism: Bombina bombina (fire-bellied toad)
Lineage: Eukaryota; Metazoa; Chordata; Amphibia; Anura; Bombinatoridae
Gene: TOPBP1
Product: DNA topoisomerase II binding protein 1
Exons: 27
Coding region: 173-4570 (1465 amino acids)
Biological process (GO): mitotic DNA replication checkpoint signaling; mitotic G2 DNA damage checkpoint signaling; DNA replication initiation
Source: RefSeq, a predicted model, not a curated record